Messenger RNA from Condylura cristata (star-nosed mole), 1669 nucleotides. It is a transcript of the gene CUNH8orf76, whose product is annotated as chromosome unknown open reading frame, human C8orf76. Lineage: Eukaryota; Metazoa; Chordata; Mammalia; Eulipotyphla; Talpidae. The transcript is spliced from 6 exons. Gene Ontology annotation, molecular function: protein binding. Bases 14 to 1027 code for a protein of 337 amino acids. The record is from RefSeq and is a predicted model, not a curated record.
CGGUGGGCGCGGGAUGGAGUCCGGGUGCUGGUUGUUCGGCGGCGAGUUCGAGGACUCGGUGUUCGAAGAGCGGCCAGAGCGGCCGGCGGGCCCGCCCUCGUCGUACCACGCCAAGCGCUGCGAGCCUCAGUGGUUUGAUGAAGAAACAGAGAGCAGUGAUGAUGUGGAAGCUCUCACUAUCAAGAAAUUCAAAGGGGACCUUGCCUACAAACGACGCGAAUAUCAGAAAGCACUGCAGGAAUAUUCCAGUAUCUCUGAAAAAUUGCCGUCGAACAAUUUUGCCAUGAAAAGGGAUGUCCAAGAAGGCCAGGCCCGGUGUCUUGUUCACCUGGGAAGGCCGGCAGAGGCGCUGGAGAUCGCUACAAACCUGGAAAGCAGAGCGACCAACACCGACCACCUGACCACCGUGCUCUACCUCCAGAUUGCUAUUUGUUCAAGUUUGCAAAACUUGGAGGAGGCAAUUUUCUGCCUACAGAAACUCAUUUCUUUGCAUCCUUUCAAUCCUUGGAGCUGGGGCCGGUUGGCAGAGGCGUACCUGAAGCUGGGGCUGGUGCCGUCGGGUCCCUUUGCGUCGUCUCAGGACAGUUUUGCCUGCAGUGACAGAAGUAUCGAGUCCUCCUGUCCACACUCAGGAAAAGACUGGCCUUCGUGUCCCCCUGAGACAUUGCUUGCAAGCUCUGUGUUCUCUGUGGAAGCAAGCAGCAGGCAUAACGAGAAGGACGAGAAAGCUCUUAGAAGCACUCGGAGCGGCGUGGCCACGAAGGGGGAAGCGUUGGUGUGGGAGACGCAAGUGAAAGCGUGCGCCUCGUUUACUCGGGCCAGACUUUUGCUUCAGCUCAGCCAGUCUCAGCAAACAUCCUUUGCUUUGGAGAGGAACUUAAGGACUCAGCAGGAAAUUGAAGAUAAAAUGAAAGCGUUCAGCUUCAAAGAAGAUGCUUUGCAGUUGAUAGCUGAGGGGCAUCAGGCUGGGCCGGCCCCUCACCAUUUGUUCUUUAUAUCCCAGAGGGGCUGUGCCAUCAGGAUCUAGAACCACACCAUGAACAAAGAAGACGCUGUGACUCUGAGAAACAAUGAAUGACAGGCUUGUGGUCCUUCAGGCCGCUGGGUCUGCGAGGUAGUCUGAGGGCUGUGAGGACAGUUCUGAGUCCCCCUCUUGCUCGAGGCUGCCUGGGCUCUAGGCCAGGGCCACUUUCAGAUCCGGACACCUCAAGCCCCAGGUCCCUGCCACCAGGGACCCCCGGCCCGCACUCAGCUCUACGAAGCAGGACCUCAAGCUGCUGGACUGCCUCGUCCACGUCAUCUGGAAGCCUGGGCUUGUGUUCCCUGGUGUGACAUUUUCACAAGCACCACGUGACAUGCUGUGGCAGGUUUUGGGUCCUCGUCCUUAGCUCAUCAGCCCAGGGACACCCCAGCAUUACAUCUUUAAAAGGAAGAUGAGUUUCUCUAACUCUUCCAGAAACUUCUGGAAUAUUCCCAAACUUCCUGAACCCCUCUACCCUGAAUUUCUGGGCUGUUCCUGGUGCCAGGAAGCAGGAGUACCUUGGUCAGACCCUCCCUGUGCUGCUCAGCGCCUCCGUUCACCCAUAUGUAAAACCCAAGUCUGCAGCACCUGUCUCUGGGGUGCUGGGAGAGUCUGGGGACAAUAUUAAAGCGUUAGCUGCACAUAGAA